AUGGAUCCCCGCGGCGGCGACUUCCCGUGCAUCGUCCAAGCCCUACCCUCCGUGGAUCCGAACGAAGCCGCCUCCGACUCGCCCUGCAUCGUCCAGGCCCUAGCGGCGUCCCCCUCGCCGUCCCCUUCCAAAGCCCUGGCCCUCACGCCCGCGGCCAGAGACCAGCCGCCGCCCGCCUUCAAAUCCUCCAGGCCCCCGAGCCCCCGCCGCACGCGCUCCGGCCGCGCGCCCGAGUGGACUGCCGCCGAGACCCUAGCGCUCGUCGCCGCGGUCGCCGCCGUGGACGACGACGGCUGGGCCCGCUCCGUCUCCGCCUUCCAGAAGUGGGCUAUCGUCGCGGAGAACAUCGCCUUCUCCGACGCCGGUGGGGCGCCCUCGAGGCGCAGGGGGAGGGCGGCCGGCGAGUGCAAGCGGAGGUGGGAGGCGCUCGUGGCCGAGUACGGGGCGGUGCGCCGCUGGGAGGGGCGAACCGGGGGGAGCUACUGGCGCAUGAGCGCCGCGGCCAGGAGGAAGGCCGGGCUCCCCGCGGAGUUCGACGCCGAGGUGUAUGGCAUCAUGGACGCGCUGAUCCGAGUGGAUGAGGCGCUCCUUGGCGGCGCCGGGGGAGGAGGGGGCGACGAAGGCUUGGUCAGUGCUAAUGGUGGUGGUGGUGGUGGUGGUGGUGGUGAUACUGCUGGGGUGGGAGAGGAAGAGGGUGGCGAUGCUGGGGUUGAAAAAGAGGAGGAUAGUGCCGCGGAGGAGGCGGAUGAUGACGGGAGUGAGGAGGAGAUGCAGGUGGAUGGUGGAAAUGCGAAUGCUUCUGAUGAUUUGGGGUGUGAGAUGGAGACCCACAACGAACCAAAGAAAAGCCAAGCCGACGCAUGGGAGUUAGCCAACAGGCUAAACGAGAACGCGCAGCAUAUUCAUAUGAUACUAAGUGGAGAGGCUAUGGAGACCCACAACGAACCAAAGAAAAGCCAAGCCGACGCAUGGGAGUUAGCCAACAGGCUAAACGAGAACGCGCAGCAUAUUCAUAUGAUACUAAGUGGAGAGGCUGAUGAAGAUGGUGGCCACCACAAUGCUCCUGCCUAUGCCGUCUCACCUGAUGCAAUGGAGACCACUCGGCAGAAAGCCGACGAGCUGAUCAAGUCGCUAGGUGGGCUCGUGAGCUACUUGAACCAGUUCACCGAUCUGAUCAAGGAAAACGGGAUCGAGGACGUCGUCGGUGUGAACUGA
Molecule: messenger RNA, 1215 nt
Organism: Triticum turgidum subsp. durum (durum wheat)
Lineage: Eukaryota; Viridiplantae; Streptophyta; Magnoliopsida; Poales; Poaceae
Source: the annotation of a GenBank genome assembly